GAAAAAGCAAUGUUUCACAAGUGCCAAUUACCAAACUCACAGCAAACACAUCAGCUAUUAGCUACUUGACACUUGACAUAAAUGGUCCCCUUUGCUCUCUCUCUCUCUCUCUCUCUCUCUCUAUAUGUAAAUCAGUGACUGAAAAUUGAAAAAUAAGAAGAAGAAGAAGGAGGAGGAUAGGGAGGACAAUAAAAUAUAGUGUAAAAUGGAGAGCAGUGAAGAAGACGAUGACUUCCCAUCAAUUGAAAGAAUCAUCCCACAGUCGAAGGUCGACUCCCUCUACCAAUCCCACACUGAAAAGGGAAUAAGAAAGCUUUGUUGCGAGCUCUUGGAUUUAAAGGAUGCAGUAGAGAACUUAUGUGGCAAUAUGCAAACAAAGUUCUUAGCUUUCUUGAGGAUAUCUGAAGAGGCCGUGGAAAUGGAACAUGAAUUGAUUGAGCUGCAAAAGCAUAUUUCAUCUCAAGGGAUCCUUGUGCAGGAUUUGAUGACUGGUUUAUGCCGUGAAUUGGAAGAGUGGAAACAAUCUAAUGGAGACAACCUUGAACCACAACAAGACCCUGAAAUUUCUGAACUUCAAGAUCCCUUACCUAGUGAAAGAGAUGAUAAGAAGAUGAUAUUUAUGGAGCAUAUUGAUGUUCUUUUGGCUGAACAUAAAGUUGAAGAAGCAUUAGAGGCAUUAGAUGCUGAAGAGAGAAAUUCUCCUGAUCUGAAAGGCUCAGGAGAUACAUCGCUAGGUGAAGUGUCACAGUACAAAUCUGCUUUUUUGAAAAGAAAAGCAAUGCUUGAGGAUCAGCUAGUUCAGAUUAUUGAACAACCUUCUGUUAGUGUUAAGGAGACGAAGGCGGCCUUAUCUGCUUUGAUAAAACUUGGAAAAGGUCCUUUGGCACAUCAGUUACUACUAAAAUCUAAUAAGUUGCGCCUCCAAAGGAGCAUUGAGGUUCUUCUUCCUUCAUGUUAUGUCUGUCCAAAAACUUUUUCAGCUACAUUAUCUAAGCUAGUAUUUUCUAUAAUUUCACUGACAACAAAGGAGUCUGCAUCAAUAUUUGGCGACAAUCCCAUUUAUACCAACAGAAUUGUUCAAUGGGCUGAGUGGGAAAUCGAAUAUUUUGUACGGUUGGUGAAAGAGAAUGCACCCUCUUCUGAGACAGUUUCUGCUUUACGAGCUGCUAGCAUUUGUGUGCAGGCUAGUCUUAACUACUGCUCAAUGUUGGAAUCACAAGGCUUGAAACUGUCAAAAUUACUUUUGGUGCUUUUGCGACCUUACAUUGAAGAAGUUCUAGAGUUAAAUUUUAGACGGGCUAGAAGACUACUUUUUGAUUUGGUGGAACUUGAUGAGAGCUUGCUGGUCUCACCUCACUUUGUAUCUUCAUUGUCUGCUUUUGGAAACUCAUCAGAAAGCAUUCCUGCUGAUAGUGGCAUGAGAUUUAUGUGCAUUGUCGAAGAUAUAUUGGAACAGCUAACCCCCUUGGCCAUUACACAUUUUGGAGGAAACAUUUUAAGUAGGGUCUCACAUCUCUUUGAUACAUACAUGGAUGCUUUGAGCAAAUCCCUGCCAAGUCCCUCUGAUGAUGACAAUCUUACAGAGCUGAAAGAAGUCAUACCCUUUAGAGGUGAAACAGAUGCAGAACAGCUUGCAAUAUUGGGAAUAGCAUUUACCAUUUUAGACGAACUAUUACCAAAUGCUGUAAUGAUUAUUUGGAAGCGACAGAAUGAAAGCAAUGGACAAAAAAGUGGGCCCACUGAAGAUGUGCCUAGCCCAAACACUACAACAGAUUUAAAGGAUUGGAGGCGCCAUCUUCAGCCCUCAUUUGACAAGCUUAAAGAUCACUUCUGUCGGCAGUAUGUUUUGAGUUUCAUCUAUUCAAGAGAAGGAAAAACACAAUUAAAUGCAAGGAUUUACUUGAGUGAGGAUGGAAAGGAUCUGUAUUGGGACCCUGACUCUCUGCCUUCGCUUCCAUUUCAGGCAUUAUUUUCUAAGCUGCAGCAGUUGGCUACUGUGGCUGGAGAUGUGUUACUUGGGAAAGACAAACUACAGAAAAUUUUGCUAGCUAGGCUAACAGAGACAGUUGUAAUGUGGUUGUCUGAUGAACAAGAAUUUUGGGGGGUGUUUGAGGAUGAUUCAAUCCCUAUUCAUCCAGUUGGGUUGCAGCAGUUAAUUCUUGAUAUGCACUUCACUGUUGAAAUUGCACGUUUUGCUGGCUACCCAUCUCGGCAUGUGCACCAGAUUGCAUCAGCCAUUAUUGCUCGUGCAAUCAGGACCUUUUCUGCUAGAGGCAUAGAUCCACAAAGAGCACUCCCUGAGGAUGAAUGGUUUGUUGAAACUGCGAAGUCGGCAAUAAAAAUACUACUAUCACCUGAAUCUGGGUCAGAAACAUCUGAAGUUGAUGAAGACCACAUUAUUCCGCCUGACGAAAUUGUCACAGAUUCGGAUUACUCUGCUUCUUCCCUCUCAACGAUGGAAUCUUUUGAGUCUUUUGCUUCUGCAAGUAUGGGUGAACUUGAUAGCCCUAUGUUCACUGAUCCUGAGAACUGAGAGUUUCUCUUGUCCUUCGGGCAAAAAGAAUGCGUGGAGUCAAGUAUUGAGCUGUGACCUUCACUCCAAACAGUGAUCUUUAAGAAGGCUUCAGAUUCAUACAUGUCAGAGGAUGGAUCUUUCUAGAUCAAGAUUUUGACACCCUGGAUUUGGGUUACAAUAUAAUCCCAAUGUGUUGUAGGAAAUAUGUUCAUUAAUAUUGCACUUGGUCAUAUUUACAUCUAUCAUAUAUUAAUCAUUGAUAAUCUCAAAAUGUUAUAUGAAAGUAGGAUUAUGCA
Quercus robur (English oak) is the source of this 2811-nucleotide messenger RNA. Its product is annotated as exocyst complex component EXO84C. The record is from RefSeq and is a predicted model, not a curated record. Lineage: Eukaryota; Viridiplantae; Streptophyta; Magnoliopsida; Fagales; Fagaceae. Gene Ontology annotation, biological process: exocytosis; intracellular protein localization; Golgi to plasma membrane transport. Bases 206 to 2533 code for a protein of 775 amino acids. Gene Ontology annotation, cellular component: exocyst. The transcript has 7 exons.